Messenger RNA from Miscanthus lutarioriparius, 285 nucleotides. NCBI's taxonomy places the organism in Eukaryota, Viridiplantae, Streptophyta, Magnoliopsida, Poales, Poaceae. The record is from the annotation of a GenBank genome assembly.
AUGGAGUUCACCUCUAAGAAGAAGGCUUUGAUUGUCCUCUGCUUCAUGCUCUCCUGCCUUCUUCUUCCCCGGGCUUCCUCUGCCGCGCCUCUGUCCAGAAGCCUGUCGCUGAGGAACCGCCAGCUGCCCUCGGACCCUGCUCUGGAAGUUCCUGCCCAGGAUGAGGGUGCGGUGGGAGGUGGAAACCUGGGCGAGGUGGCAGUGAGGAUGGACAUCGAGGUGAACGACUACCCAGGAUCCGGUGCCAACAACCGCCAUGAACCUAGGAGCCCUGGGAGACCAUGA